Molecule: messenger RNA, 7560 nt
Organism: Cotesia glomerata
Lineage: Eukaryota; Metazoa; Arthropoda; Insecta; Hymenoptera; Braconidae
Gene: east
Exons: 6
Coding region: 401-6931 (2176 amino acids)
Source: RefSeq, a predicted model, not a curated record
CAUUGGGGGUAAGACCGGGACUUGACCAGGGUUGAUUUCCUCGAAAUACAUAAAGUAUAUCAGUGUGUGUGUCGCCCGUGUCCUCGUUUAUUAACAACACGAACGGAAUAUGGACACGGGAGACAUCGCUUACAUCGUACCCACGAGCGUAAGAUGGCGUUAGUGUUACGAAAAUUCACUCACUAACAAACCAACACAGAUACAUACAUACAGGCGGAUACUUGGUAGAGUAGGACCAGCAUAUAGACACCCUGAGAAAACGGGACUACUGUCUCUUUACCCAUUAUAUAUAUCGUACCACGGGAAUAAUAUUUUAUUAUUCCCAUUUUUUAAACAAAAUACCUCCAUCUUACGGGAAAAUUUUUUGUCUCAUAGGAAGCCCAAUGUGGGUUAAAGUGAGAUGGCAUCCAGGGAAAAGAAACCCUUAGCGUCUUCAAAAAGUAAGCAGUCGAAGACUAACAAUGAUGCCAGUUUGUCAUCCUCACCUAGCAGAUCUAAUAAAAAUAAAUCACUGCCAUCGCAAUUAUUUGAAACGGUAACGCCAGAUCGUAAUAAUAAAUCAGCGAUUGUAUUGAGUUCAACGUUAUACCGAUUUCGGAGAGGACCGAUAUCGGUAAGAAAAUCCACUGGAUCUAUCGAUAGGCGUAUAUCUAGACUUAGAAGUGUGCCUUCAUUGAUUGAUAAUAAAUCAUCAAUAACAACAUCGACUACUACCACCACAGAUAAUAUUGGAUUGGAUACAUCGUUGUAUCCUGGUAGAAGACCAAAAGUAUCUGCGAGAAAAUCUUGUGGAGCUACUGAAAAUUAUAUAUCUAGACUUAGAAGUGUGCCUUCAUUGAAUGAUAAUAAAUCGUCGACAAAUAUUGUAUUGAGUAAUUUAAAACCCAAAGAUAAUAAUAAAGAGCAGAGUAUUGAAGUUGAUGGUUCAUUGAUUGAUAAAAAUUCUGACAGUACUUCUUGUUCUUCUACGAGUUCGACAAUUACGUCCCAGAGCAAUAGUCCAAAGUCGAAUAAAAAAUUGAAAACAGUAUCACCAGAGUCGCAAUUAAAGAGUGCCAAAGUAACAAAUAAAUUAUCAGAACGCAAGAAAUCCGUAGGCAAAGAAAGCCUUGAGGAUUUAAAGUACCUGAAGACUAGAAAAUCGAGUCCUGCUGUCGUUACAACAGCCAGUGAAGUUAAAAAUUCUGGAAAAUUAAAAAAUUCAAUAGACUCAACCAUUGACGAAGUUGUGGCAAUGGUCAGUGAUACUGAGACUGAGGAGUUAGCCCCGGUCGAUCCGGAUAAUAAACUCGAGGGUAAAAUUACGCGUAGUAAGAAAAUGUUGAUUGAAGAGUGUGAUAUUAAGAAAGAACUAGUAGAACCUGAGGAAGAGAUUAAGUCUGAUGACGAGGGCGCGGAAACUCUGUUAAAAGCUAACCAAUCGUCGAGACGAAGAAUGAGUCAACGUAGUCUGAGAAAUGGUAAACUUAGACAGCUGGAUUCCACGGAGGAGAAAAAAGCUCGUCGCCAUGCGGACGAUGAAACAGAUAAUGCUGAUGACGAGCCGAACAAUGUCGAGUCAGGACAGAGUGAAGCUACUGAGAAUGAGAGAGAUGCUGAGACCGAGAAUAAUAAUAAUAGUGAACAAGUUGAUCGCAGUGUUGACGGAGAAGCUGGUGGGCCUAAUUUAAGGUCUAAAGCUAAAGCAAAGAGUACUGAUACGCCAAUAACUGGUGAGGAUAUUUCCAUGAUUGAUAGUAAGACGACUACAACUACGACAAAUCCUGUUGAAGAACCAAUUAAAAAAUUAUCGGGCUUCGAUUUACUGAAAAAAGAUAAUUGUUUAUUAGGGAAGAUAACGAUUGGUGAUAAACAGUCGCUUAAAGCAAGACGCAGCAGCCUUAAUAUUGAUGUUAAAAAAACAAUGGGCCCAUUAUAUGGAAGUGAAAAAAUAGACGGUGUUGUCCCUAAAUCGGAAAUAGAUAAAAUGAUUGAAGAUAUUAAAUUAAAUAUUGCUAAAUCUAUAGAAAGUAAAAUUGGGAGUGACUUUUUAUCUCUUGAUAAAUCAUUAGGAAUUACCAAGAAUUUUGAUACUCCAAAGAUUGAAGAGGUAGUUGCACCGUUUAAUACAAGUAUGCAGAAAAUAGGUGUGCUUAAUAAAAUUACUAAUGACAAUGAAGAAACAAAAGCAGAUGGAUUGAAAAUACAGACAGCGACUAACAGUAGUACUACUAAUAAUAAUAAUAAUAGUAAUUCUGUACCCAAGGUAGCGGACACUGCCAAAGAGAUUGAGAAGCUAGUCAUGGGUGACAACAUAGAGGAUAAUCAACACAUUUCUGAAUCUGCUGAGACAUCUAAAAAUAAAGAUGCUAAUGAUGAAACAGCACUUAUCAAAAGUGAUAGUACUAAAAAAUCGCAUAAUGAGCCUGAUCAAAGUCAAAGCUCUUCCCAGUCUAGUGAAAGUUUGCUGAUAACAGCAACAACUGCAGUUGUAGUAGAAGAAGUACAAGAAGCAGUAAAACGAGAAGAUGAGGAAGAAGAUCAAAAUCAAGAAAAAGAAAAAGAAAAGGAAGAAGAAGAAGUAAAAAAAACUGUGUGUAGUAAUGAUGAAAAAGUUUCUGGAGAAGAAUUGAACGUAGAAAAAAUUACGGUAAAACCUUGUGACUCAAUGACUAAAGAGACUGAAGAAGAAACACUAGAAACUAUUUCAAUGGAAGUUGAAAGGCUUGUUACUGAGCCCUUGCCAAGUAAUUUGGACAAUACUCAGAGUAAUGAGAGUGAGGAAGAUAAAAAUUUGGAGAUGGAUGUUGAGUUGCCGGAAAAUAUUGUCGAGGCUGCAGAAAAUAAUGAGCAAGUUGUGAAAAUAAAGGAUGUUGUGGAAAGUAACGAUCAAACAAAUUUAGACAGUGAAGUAAUCGAAAAUGUAAGUCUUGAAGAAAGUGCGAUGGAAAUAGUAGAAGAAUCUAUUGUUAAUGAGGAAGAAAUUGAAGAUGAUAUUAAAUUAACAACGGAAAUUGACGACAAUGAUUAUGAAGUCAUAGAAAAGGUCGGCGAUAAAGUUACUGAAGUCAACCAAGAAGUAAAGAAUGAAGAAAAGCAAAAAUCAGUCUCCCCAGAACCAAGCUCGAUUUCUCAAGAAGAAAAUACGAACAAAACUUCGGAAAAAGCAGCAGCAUCAGAAAUUGGAAAUGAAGUCAAAUCACGAGAAGAAAAGUCUAGUGAUAUCAAUAAAUCCGGUGUUGAAGAAGGAAGGCGUGUUCUGAGAGCAAGGGAUAAAUUGAGGAAAUCUGAGAGAGCUUUGAAAGCUGCGGAAGCCAGUGGUGAAGCUAAAUCGGAUGAUUUGAAAACAAAUAAAGCUAGUACAAAUGAGACAGGUGAAUCGACUGGGAUGAAAUCGAAAGACGAAACCGAGACUGCGGUUGUUGUGAAGAUUGAAGAACCAGAACCGAUAACUCGUGGUAGAAGAAGUCGAGAGGUUAAAAAACGAAAGGAGCUUGAAACAUCGCCCCAGAGUUUGAAGAGCAAGCGAAGUCGACGGGAUAAUAAAAAAUUAGAACAACAAAAAGAAGAAACUUUAUUGGACAACGAAGUCGCAACUAUAAAUGAAAAUAAACGAUCGUUGUCUGUUGAUAAAUUGUCGAAAAGAAUAGAAGGUACUAAAAGCUUACGUGUUUUCUCGCCGUCUGAAAGUGCACGUGAUAAGAAUAACGACAAUCGCAGUAAAUCUGAAAACGAUAUUGAGACUUCUAAGGUCGGUAAAACUGAAAGAUUAUCAAGAGGCAGAUGUGAUAGUAUUAAGCUAAAAGAAUCCUCAGUAAAUCCAGCUGGUGACCAAAUUGAAAUAAAAGAAGCUAAUCCGAAAGUUGAUGAUGAUGUUACAAAGAAAGAAUCUAGUAGCGAAGAUGCGGUACCUGUUAUUACCAUAACAGAAGUAUCUGACAAUGAAUCUAAAGCUACCAAGAUUCAAACCGAAAACGUUUUGAAAGACUCCGAUGAAGCUUCAACUUCCGGUGAGUCGACAAGUAGUGUUUCUUUUAAAAUUUUAGAAACCCCCGAAGACAAGGCGAGAAAAGAAUCAAUUCUGCGUUUGCUGGGUUUAGAGUCGAUGGAAAAAGCUGCUGAACGAUUGGAAAAAGCCAAGCGUGAGCAGUACACUGGCACAUUAAAAACUAUCAUUAGAGUCAGCAAGGACAAGGAUAAGGACAAAAAGCAGUCGAGGUCUCCCUUGAAGAUGGUACUCAAACAAGGACGCAACGACGGAGACGGAGGAGAUACAUCGGAGUUUUACACCAUUCAGAAGGAGCUGGGAACCAGUGGUUUGGGCGAUAGCAGCUCUGAUGAAGAACACGAGGAUAUAUCAGUUAAAACUCGACCACGUUUGAUAAUACCGGAGAAAUACUCGUCAUUUUCAAUUCACCCAGGAAGACCGUGUGCUGAUGUUUGUUGUUAUUGCUUUGGAAAAUUUGGUUCUUUAGAUACGCCGAUGCAUUUAGCACAAUUAAAAUCUGAUGAACGCCGAGAAAAAAUUUUAUCCGCUGAGGGCCAUCUUACUACAGACUCGUGUCUUUGUGACGCAUGUUAUCGGCAUGUUGACAGAAAAGCAAACAUGAGUCCAACCAAUACAAGCUCAAAACCCCAACGAGUACAUCGUCAGCUGCUGGUUUCAAAAUGUAACGUAAAAGAUUGUCGGAAUCCAGCUAGACACACUGUUAAACGUCGUUGGAUCCAAAAGAUAAAGCCAAGUAUACAAAAUCAGAUGAAAAUUGACGUCACAGUGGAACCAAAUCAACAUUCAUCAAUGUACUUUUGUGUUGAUCAUUACGCGUUGAUAGAGAAAUUUUUAAUAUGUGCCUUGUGUACUCGUCGCUUGACCAGAAAUCAAGCUUAUGCCGUAACUCCAUCGGAAACAAAUGAGUUGAAUCGCUUACUCGAACAACAAAGAGUACCAGUAUUAGUGACAUCCGGUACUUUUCUUUGCAAGCUCUGUCGAUAUUUCGUAAAUAUGCACUUUAAGUUUAAGGACGUUGAAAGUAUGAAAGCAAACAAUAAAGCGUAUUGCAAAAGUUAUCGGAAACGUCUGUUAGAAAUCCAUAAUAUAGAUGUAACAGAAGACGAAGACGACGAGUUGUCACAGCAAGGCCUCUCUAUGAAAGACAAGCGUAAAAAAUCCAAAAACAGUUUAAAUAAAAGUGGUAGUAGUGUUGGUAGUGGAGGUGGCGGUAACAGUGCUAGUGGGACUGGCGGUCCAUCGAAGUUUUCAGUAGAUAAUUCGGAUAAAUCGACAUCUGAAAAAUCAACACCUGAACCCGUCAAAUCAAAUCCUCCUGCAACAUCACAAAUAGAUGAUACUGUUAAUCGAGAUUCGGAUGAACAACAUCCUAAGGCUAGUGUUACUGACGAUGACACAACGACUGAAACCCAAAUUCUUGAUUUAGAGAGCGCUGUUGAAAAACUGAAGAAACGUAAAGCGUUAGAUCAACAUUUAUAUUCAACAACAUCACCAGUAUUUAAUAAUAAUAAUAAUAAUAAUAAUAAUAAUAAUAACCAUAAUACUAAUAGUAAUAAUAACAAUAAUAAUGACAAUAGCAAUGAUGUUGUUGAAAUACUAGCGAUGGACAAAGAAGUUACCUUAACGCGAUUGCCAAAGCGACCAAAACUUAAUAAUGAUAUAACUCCGGUUGUUCAAAGACUCGGUGCAAAUCCAUCAAUAAGUGUAAGAACAUUGUUCCCUGGUGAAGAGGAAAUGGGUUUACAUGCAAAUGUUGAAUUUUCAAAUGUACGUGAGGUAACACCGCAAGGGUGGGAGAAAUGUGCUACCAUUAUACAGUAUGAUCGUGAUACAAAGCUUCUUUGGCAAGAGCUUCAAAGGCCAUACGGGAAUCAAAGCUCGUUUCUGCGUCACUUGAUACUACUAGAGAAAUAUUAUCGUUCUGGUGAUCUCGUACUUGCACCAAAUGCUUCACGUAAUGCCAUUAAUUAUUCAACAUCUGUGCAAAAUCGUUUGAUAUCAUACGAGGGCCCGGAAAAAGUUGAUGAGCCGAUAACAGAUCCGUUGCCAAAUGAAUUUAGUAAUUCAAGGCGUUUGAGUGGUGGUUAUUUAUUGGAGAGAGACAGACUAGCUACUAGUACUCCCAGUACAAGUUCUUUGAUAACUACACCUCCGAUAACUACUGCAACGCCUGAUAAGUUAAGUUUAAGUCAAUUAUUACAGCAACAGCAGCAGCAAAAGCAACAAACACAAUCAUCACAGCAGCUCAAUACCAAAUCAAAUCCACCGAGAAUUCUUAAAAUAAAUACUGGUGUCUCCAUUAUUAAAAAGCCUCCUCCGAGUCUUCAGCGACUGAAUUUACCCUCGAGUAGUGGUAGCAACAGUAGUAAUAGCAGUGUUAUGACCAAUUCUACUGCUAAUGGUAGUGCCAAACGUAAAGACGCAUUUCCAAAUAAAAUAACUGGGAGUACAUCGGGUGGAAAAGUUAUUCAUAUGAGCGAGCCAGAUUUUAAGCGGCUGCAAUCGUUAAAGAAACAAAAAAUGUUAAGUGAAAAAAUGACUACAACUUCAUUUCCUUCGGCGACUUCAACAUCCACGUCAACGUCUUUAGCAUCAUUAACUAAUUCUCUGGCUGUGACGAAUGUUAAUGCGACAAAUGUACAGCAGCUAAAAUCAGCACAAAUAGUAGCGCGACAAAAUUUUCAAUUUCACGAGCAUAUAAGAAUGCAGCAAGAAAUGUUGAAUCGACAAAGUCGUGGUGACUUUGAGCCACUUAUUUGCGACGUUCGAUCACUUAUUAAUGAGAAUACACCUACGCAAAAUCUAAUAAACAAUUUAAAUUUACCAAAAUCGAUACAAGUUACAACAAAGCCACCUAGUAAUAAUCCGAUACCAAUAUUACCAAAAAUACCUAAAUCAUUGACGGUAAUACCGCAAACAAUUCAUCGUACUGUUGACAAGUGACACAAAAAUAUUAUUGUUAUUGAUCGAAAUAGUCAUAAUAUUAAAAAUAAUAAUAAUAAUAAUAAUAACAAGAGACGUUUUAAAGUAAAACGUAAAAUUAAAUGACUAAAAGUUUAAGUUUUUUAUUCUUUUAGUAAAUAAUAAUUAUAAUUAUCAUUAUUAUUAUGACGAAAAUAAUUACGACAAAUAUAAUAGCAUCGAUAAUAAUACGGGAAUUGUUAUUAUCGAUGUAAAUGUUAAAUAGACAAGCAAAAAAUAAUAAAUUGGUGAUUAAACUUUAAAAGAUAUGUAAGUAAACGUAAUUAUUUUUUUGGUAUAAAAUUUUAAUUCAUUAUGUGCUGAGUACACAUUUAAGAUAUUAUAAUAAAUAUAUUUAAAAAAAAAAGAAAUAUUUAAUUUUGUAUUUAAAAAUAAAAUGUUAAUGCACGUACACAUUUAACAACAUGUGACCAAGAGAUAAAGACGUAAUUGAUAAUUAUCUAAAAAACGACUGAGAAAACAAUGCGGCGUUAAAAUAUAUUAAUUAAAAAUUAUAUUAAAUAAAUGAUUUAUAUUUGACGUUUGAAUCAAUUCAAUACAAAAAAGUGCCUAAUUGUCAAUAUAUAUAUAUUUGAAUUUAAAAAAAUAUU